Messenger RNA from Nematocida ausubeli, 543 nucleotides. RefSeq lists its product as uncharacterized. The record is from RefSeq and is a predicted model, not a curated record. Lineage: Eukaryota; Fungi; Microsporidia. Gene Ontology annotation, cellular component: cytosolic large ribosomal subunit; ribosome. The transcript has a single exon. Gene Ontology annotation, molecular function: structural constituent of ribosome; RNA binding. The coding region runs from base 1 to 543 and encodes 180 amino acids. Gene Ontology annotation, biological process: cytoplasmic translation; ribosomal large subunit assembly.
AUGAUUAGAAACAUUAUAAUAAACAAGCAAGACAGCGCCAAAUACGAGGCAGAUGACAUCCCAGGAAGAGUUCUUAAGUGGAUAGACCAAAAUAAAAGACACGUAGACGAAGAGAGGUCAGAUAUAAUAGAAGGCCAGGUCGUUGUCGUUCUUAAAGGACAGUACACUUCCCUCAGAGGAGUCGUUAUAAAGAAGCUUCCAAAGAAUCUUGUGCUCAUUAGCGGGCCAUCCAAGAUUAACGGAAUGACAUUUGCAGUGCUUAACCAAAGAUUUGUGCACGCAGUGUCUGUCUUUGUGCCCCUGCAGAAGACAUUCAUUGACUCUAUCUCUGUACAGGACGAGGAAAUACUUGCCAUCAGAGACUGGACCACAGAAAAUGCAGUAGAUCUGGAUAUUAUGCAUCUUAUUGGAACUGACAACAAGCAGCAGACCAUUGAUGCAACAAUUGAAAAGGAAUGCGCUGGUAUUAAAGGUCUUAAGACAUACUUCGCAACUCCAUUCACUCUCCCAAAGAAUGUCGACCCAUUAAGUGCCUUCUACUAA